GGAUAAAAGGGCAAAGGGGAGAGAAAGGGGACCCCAUAUGCUAAAAGGAUAUGUGCUUCCAAACAGAGCCCCAAAAAAAACUCAAAGCCGAAGGAAGAGAAACAACGAAAGAAAGAGAGAUGAUUUCCUUUUUUUUUUGCAGAAGAGAGAAUCCAAAGGACGACUUAAAUUAACCAACUCUCUCUCUAUCUCUCUCUUCUCUUUCUCUCUCUUCUCCCCCCUUUUCUUUCUUCCUCUGUUUUCUUGAUUCACUGAAACUUCUCUUCAUUUACAGCAGUUGCAGCAGAAAAACUACCCAACCCAAAGUACUCUUAAAACUGCAACUAAACUGAUAGAUAGAUAGAUAUAGAUAGAUAGCCCAACCUCAAAAAAUCAAAAGUUUGUAUACACAGAAAUUUAGAGAGAGAAAGUUCAGAUUUUUUUUUUUCUUUUUUUGGGUUUUGAUUCAACCCAAUCAAAUUCUGAGAAAGAGGGAGAAGUGGGUGUUUUUAAUAAUUUUUUUUUUUGGAUUUUGAAUUUGCUCCAAUUUAAUUUUUUUUUGGGUUCUUGUUAUUUUGCCCAAUCAAAUAAACCCUUCUUCCUCUGUUUCUUUCGCUCUUUAUCCAAUUCGAUUAUUCAAUUGAGAAGAAAGGAAGAAUUUUUGAGGAGCAAAUUAAUAAGAGUACAUUUGGUUUAAUUAUUCCGCGCUUUCUGGAUCGUUGUUAAUUGGAUUCGGAUCGGUGCGUUUAAUUGGGGGGUUGUGAUUUGAUUUAAAGGAGAGAGAAAUUGAGGAAUUUGAAGAAGUUUGGAUUUGAAUUUGAUUGGGUUGGAUUGGAAUUUGAAUUGGGUUUUUGAUUGGGUUGUUAUAAUUAUAUUGACUUGUUGCCCUCAUUGGGGCUUGAAUUAGGUUAUAGAAAUGUUGGAGGGGAGAUCUUGCUUGGUUUCGAGGGUGUUACCGAGCUCUUGUGAGCAAGAAGGGAAGUGGGGUUACAUGAAUUGUAGAGUCGGAGUCGAAGUCGAAAUCUCGAGUGGCAAACGUCGUUUGGAGAGUGAUCGUGAAGGUGAGGGUGGGUUGAGGAAGACCACUAAGGUUUGUGACACCGAGGAGGGACUCUCGAGAGCUCAAUUCGAUAGGCUUUCGUUGUCUCGAUCUCCGGUUGUUGGUCAUUCUGAUAACCAACGCCAAGUUGGUGAUCGUUCUGAUAUGGAUUGCUUGAUUAAUUCUAUUGGCCGUGACAUGACGAUUAAUUGUCUUCUUCGAUGCUCUAGGGCUGAAUAUGGUUCAAUUGCCUCUUUGAACCGGAGCUUUCGCUCUCUGGUUAAGAGUGGUGAGAUUUAUAAGUUGAGGUGGCAGCAUAAUGUGAUUGAGCAUUGGGUUUACUUCUCUUGUCGCCUCCUUGAAUGGGUGGCUUUUGAUCCAGCUAGUCGCCGCUGGAUGCAAUUGCCCAGGAUGAAUUCGAACCAAUGUUUUAUGUGUUCGGAUAAGGAGUCCUUAGCUGUUGGGACUGAGCUUCUUGUCUUUGGGAAAGACCUGAUGACCCAUGUGAUUUAUAAGUACAGCAUACUAACAAACUCUUGGUCGUCUGGGAUGAGCAUGAACUAUCCCAGAUGUUUAUUCGGGUCAGCUAGUCUUGGUGCGAUUGCUAUAUUAGCUGGUGGUUGUGAUUCUCAGGGAAACAUUCUUAGUUCUGCAGAGCUCUACAAUUCGGAGACUCAGACGUUUGAGACCCUUCCGAGCAUGAUUAAACCUAGGAAGAUGUGCUCGGGUAUAUUCAUGGACGGAAAGUUUUAUGUCAUUGGUGGUAUUGGGGGCAAUGAUGCUAGGGUUCUAACUUGUGGUGAGGAGUAUGAUCUUACCACUAGAACUUGGAUGGAGAUUCCUGACAUGUCCCCUGGAAACCGUGGGGAUGCCCCUGAGAACGGUAUGCCUGCUGCAGCUGAGGCUCCUCCACUGGUAGCCGUUGUAAAUAAUGAAUUGUACGCUGCUGAUUAUGCUGGCAUGGAGGUUAAGCGAUACAAUAAACAAACUAGGGAGUGGGCAACAGUAAAGAGACUGCCUGAAAGAGCUGGCUCAAUGAAUGGUUGGGGGCUUGCUUUCAAGGCAUGUGGUGGUCGGCUAAUUGUUAUUGGUGGACCAAGGGCACAUGGAGAAGGGAUCAUCGAGGUUAAUUCUUGGGUGCCUAGUGAGGGUGCUGCUAAUUGGGAGUUGCUUGGUACUAAGCAGUCGGGCAGUUUUGUGUAUAAUUGUGCGGUCAUGGGUUGCUGAGGAAAUUCAAAACAAUAGGGUGUUGGUGCCAUUGAUUUAUUCAUCCAAAAAUGGUGCUCUCCAAAACAAUAGAUGUUGCAAGGGUUGGUUUGUCCAUGAGCCGGAGGAAUUCGUGCUAAUGGGGUAAUUAUCUUGAUGUUUUUUUUUUCUUUUUUUUCUUUUUUCCAUUUGGCCAGGGGAGAAUACAGGGAGGAAUUAAUUUCUGAUUUUACAACCAAAGAUUCAAAUUGAAUGUUUUAGGAGGUUUUGGGGCUUCCUCCCUUUUACUUUCAUAUGAUGAAUAUUUUCUUCUUCUCAUUGAAUUCUGGGCUUCUUCCCCGUUUCUAGUAACUUCGAGAUAAAAACUUCAACAGUUUAUUGUCAUGUAGCACAGAGACAGGAAUUUUAAUAAUUUCGAGUACCAAUACAUGGGGUAGAUUUUUCACCAAUACCAUUUUUCUUUUUUUUAGCUUUCCUAAGGUUACAGAGUUUUAUUUAUUUUAUAUCAGUUUCUUGAUCUUUGAUUUUCAUGGCAUUGUCACAAAGGAGAAAAUAAGCUCCACAUUGUUUUAUGUAUCUUUUACUUCUUUUGUGCAAUUUAUGUCCUAUGUAAUUCUAUCUUCUGUAUUCUGUUUCUGAUUCGAUGCUCUCAAUCCGAAUAUUGUCUGUCAACUUGAGUUCUGAUGCUGAAUUUGUGAUCGUCUCACUUUGUA
This is a messenger RNA of Chenopodium quinoa (quinoa), 2937 nucleotides long. RefSeq names its product F-box/kelch-repeat protein SKIP11-like. Gene Ontology annotation, molecular function: protein binding. The coding region runs from base 896 to 2245 and encodes 449 amino acids. The transcript has 3 exons. Gene Ontology annotation, cellular component: nucleus. The record is from RefSeq and is a predicted model, not a curated record. NCBI's taxonomy places the organism in Eukaryota, Viridiplantae, Streptophyta, Magnoliopsida, Caryophyllales, Amaranthaceae.